AUGUCCUUCAGUCUAAACUCCACCUCAGGCCUCAAUUCAUCAUCAAAUCUUCUGGCCAAUCAGAAUACCAGUGCUGCUACGGGUCAGGAACUUGCAAACGAUGUCUUGGUGAACAAUGGUCCCGAAGACAGCAUAACUGAUUUAGCAUUCUCACCACAACAAGAGCUUCUUGCUGUGUCUAGUUGGGAUAAGAAAGUGAGAAUCUACGAGGUUGAUCCCAACUCGGGCCAGAAUCAAGGUAAAGCCUUGUUUGAACAUGAGGGUCCCGUCCUUUCCGCGAGAUGGUCUACCGAUGGUUCCAAGAUUUGCAGUGGUGCUGCCGACAAACAAGUGAAGCUUUUUGACUUGGCUUCUCAGCAAGCUCAGCAAAUUGGUGUUCAUGAUGCACCAGUAAAAGCUGUUCGUUUUGUCCAGUGUGGACCAACAAACACAGAGGUUGUUGUCAGUGGUCUGUGGGACAAGACUUUGAAAUAUUGGGACACUCGUCUGCCCCAGCCAAUCUCGACCAUCCAAUUACCAGAGAGAGUCUAUACCAUGGAUGCGUCACAGAAGCUUUUGGUUGUAGGCUGUGCCGACAGGCACAUUGCUGCAAUUGACCUCAACAACCCCCAACAGAUCUUCAAGUCGCUGCAGUCAACAUUGAAGUACCAAACCAGAACAGUGUCUUGUUACCCACAAGGAAACGGUUACGCGAUUGGCUCGAUUGAAGGCAGAUGUGCUAUUCAGUACAUUGACGAAGCCGAACAACAAAAGUCUGGUUUCUCAUUCAGAUGCCACCGUAAGUUGCCUAAUGGUGCGCCAGCUACAUCUUCUGCUAGGACUGUGGCCAACCAGGAAGUCCAUGUUUACCCGGUCAAUGCCAUCUCGUUCCACCCAAUCUAUGGUACGUUCUCUACAGCUGGUUCAGACGGUACCUUCUGCUUCUGGGACAAGGAUGCUCGUCAAAGAUUGAAAAACUUCCCCUCUGUCAACGCAAGUAUCACUGCGACAGCUUUUAACAGAAACGGUACCAUAUUUGCCUACGCCAAGAGCUACGACUGGUCACAAGGCUACCAGGGUAACAGGCCAGACUACCCUAACGAAAUCAAGUUGCAUGCCACCAAAGACGAUGAGAUCAAGCAAAAGAAAAGAAGAUAA
Messenger RNA from Candidozyma duobushaemuli, 1137 nucleotides. It is a transcript of the gene GLE2, whose product is annotated as RNA export factor. Gene Ontology annotation, molecular function: RNA binding; ubiquitin binding. Gene Ontology annotation, cellular component: nuclear pore. Lineage: Eukaryota; Fungi; Ascomycota; Pichiomycetes; Serinales; Metschnikowiaceae. The record is from RefSeq and is a predicted model, not a curated record. Bases 1 to 1137 code for a protein of 378 amino acids. Gene Ontology annotation, biological process: RNA export from nucleus; transcription-dependent tethering of RNA polymerase II gene DNA at nuclear periphery. The transcript has a single exon.